AUGCCCGUUGAAAUGACUCUACGCACGGCCUGGGAAAUCGUUCGAGAAGAUUUCCGACAAAUUUACUACCUCUCCAUCCCCAUUUUCUCACGCCCAUGUCUCAUUCUUCUUAAUAUCCUUGGCAAUUUGUUUAUAUUCGGACAAAUUGUGGUUCUCACAAUUAUGAUGUUGUUCAUGGUUCGAGUUAUUGUCGGUAAAAUGGGAUUCCCGGUUAAGAGAACAAUGCAGAAGAUUUACGCAGUCAUGGCUGUUGUUGCUAUCGCCCAAGUGUUCCUAUCAUCAUAUUUCAUUUUGCUUCAAGUUCAAGGCGUACUGGUUCUUCUUUUUGUUUCAACUGUUGGUAAGUUGUAA
Molecule: messenger RNA, 351 nt
Organism: Caenorhabditis remanei
Lineage: Eukaryota; Metazoa; Nematoda; Chromadorea; Rhabditida; Rhabditidae
Exons: 2
Coding region: 1-351 (116 amino acids)
Source: RefSeq, a predicted model, not a curated record